Messenger RNA from Lates calcarifer (barramundi perch), 2988 nucleotides. Its product is annotated as cadherin-2-like. Lineage: Eukaryota; Metazoa; Chordata; Actinopteri; Centropomidae. Gene Ontology annotation, molecular function: calcium ion binding; cadherin binding. The record is from RefSeq and is a predicted model, not a curated record. Gene Ontology annotation, cellular component: apical part of cell; cytoplasm; postsynaptic density. Gene Ontology annotation, biological process: calcium-dependent cell-cell adhesion; regulation of synaptic transmission, glutamatergic; cell morphogenesis.
UGACUUUCACUGGGUUGUGUAAAAUUGGUGGAUUGCCCCUUUAAGACAGAAACGUCAACCUGUCCUUUAACAGCUUUAAUCAGUCAUUAAGAGUAAAGUAGUGUGACUCGGAGUCGGGCUGACAGUCUGGGUGUCUCAGCCUCACCUGACUAUUUUCAAAAUCCUUUCUUAACGUGUGCAAUUCCCUGAACUUGAUGAAAGUUCAGUAACUGUUGGAGUGCUUCUUUAAUUAAAGAGCAAUGUCAUCUGAUUGACAGGCGUCUCUACCUACUGUAGCCCUCUGCAGUCAGCCUGAUGGUCAUGUCCUCAAAACCAUCAGGGUUGUCUCACUUCCUGUCCAUGUGUGUGGCUGAGAUCAGAACCUGAGUCUGAGCAAAUAACUGAUGUAUAGCAGAGCAGCUGGCUCGUUGCUCGAUGACAGCUUGAUCACUGCAGAUUUAUCUGAAAUCAUCCGCAGUAAAUCAACUUCCCGUGGACGGAGUGGAGGGGUCUCUGUAGGCGGGCUCAGUGAUCUUGGUGUCCGUUAGAGGGCGGCACCGAGGCGCCGCGGGGCGGCGUCGAGUCAGUCCGAGGCAGGCUGGAGUGCCGCUGAGCAGGGCAGCGCACACAGACACUAAGCAGGGCUGGUGAAAGGAAGGAAGGCAGCCUCAUGCCGCCGGGGUUUACCGGGCAUUAAACAUUAGACAUCCAGCGCUGCGCGGCGGACCGUGUCGGUCCUGGGAGGAGAAUUAAUUCACAGCAAAAUGCAUCUUUCGGGGAUCUGGAUGCUGAUGGCGGCUCUGCAGUUUGUUGUUCUGAGUGGAGCGGCUGAGAGGUCGUUGUCAGGCAAGCAGGGGUUGUUGCCAUGCAGGAGAGGAUUUACACAGGGGGAGUACAUCAUCGAAGUGGACCAGGAGCUGGUAAAGGGACAGGCUGUCUUCAAUGUGAGCUUCAUGGACUGCAGUGGUGGGAAGGUAUGGUUUGAGGUUGGAGAUCCCAGUGACUUCAGGGUGAGUGAGGAUGGGGUAGUUUACGUCCUGCGGUGCCUCAGCCUCACAGGAAAGCAAAAAGCCACAGUGGUGGUUUAUGCUGGAGACCUGCUGUCCAAAGAGGUCUGGAAGACCAGAGUGCACCUCCACAUCCGUUCUGGCAACAGCACAGGACCUGAGCAGGUAAAGCCCAGUGAUGCAACACUGACUCAGCAGGUACCAGAGAUCUUGUUUCCAUGGCGUAGUGUGGUUGUCAGGGGUGAUGGCACUCUGAGGCGGGUGAAAAGGGACUGGGUCAUUCCGCCUAUCAACGUCCCUGAGAACUCACGAGGACAGUUCCCCGAGGACCUAGUCCGAAUCCGCUCAGACCGGGACAAGAACCGAAUGCUGCGUUACAGCGUGACAGGUCCUGGGGCUGACCAGCCUCCAAAUGGCAUCUUCAUCAUUAACCCAAUCUCAGGCCAGCUGUCUGUCACCAAGCCUUUGGACAGAGAGCACAUCUCCAAUUUUCAUUUACGAGCUCACGCCGUGGACCUGAACGGGAAUCAGGUGGAGAACCCCAUCGACAUUGUCAUUAAUGUCAUUGACCAGAACGACAAUAGACCAGAGUUCACACACACCAUCUUCAACGGCUCUGUACCUGAGGGAUCCAAGCCUGGCUCCUUUGUGAUGACUGUCACAGCUGUGGACAAAGAUGAUCCAAAAACUGCCAAUGGGAUGCUGCGAUAUAAGAUUCUCUCCCAGAAUCCUCAGAGCCCCUCCUCCAACAUGUUCACCAUUAACAACAAAACGGGUGACAUCAUCACUGUGGCAGCGGGCCUCGACAGGGAGAAAGUCACCCAGUACACCCUGAUCAUCCAGGCUACAGAUAUGGAGGGAAACCCCACGUACGGCCUGUCUAACACUGCCACCACUGUCAUCAGGAUCACUGAUGUUAAUGACAACCCCCCUGAAUUCACCACAGACACAUUCUUUGGGGAGGUCCAUGAGAACAGGGUGAAUGUGAUCGUUGCUAACCUAACAGUGACAGACAAAGACCAGCCUCACACUCCGGCCUGGAGUGCUGUGUAUCGCAUCAUCGAUGGAGACUCCACCGGACGCUUCUCCAUCCCUACUGACCCCACUACCAACGAGGGCCUGCUCACUGUGGUCAAGCCAGUGGAUUUUGAGCUGACCCGUUCCUUCAUGCUGACAGUGGAGGCGGUGAAUGAGGUUCCGCUGGCCCGAGGCAUCCAUCUGCCUCGUCAGUCCACAGCAACUGUCUCUGUUCGAAUCCUGGACAUCAAUGAGAGUCCAGAGUUCAGCCCCAACCCCAAGCCCAUCAAACUGGAGGAGGGUCUACCUGCAGGGUCUCUGCUCACCACCUUCACUGCCCAGGACCCUGACCGCUUCAUGAGACAGACAGUCCGGUACUCCAAGAUGUAUGACCCCGCCAACUGGCUGGAGAUUGACCCGGUUAACGGUCGGAUUUCCACCAUCGCCAUCCUUGACCGAGAGUCUCCCUACGUCAAGAACAACCUGUACAAUGUUACCUUCAUGGCUUCUGAUAAUGGUAUUCCACCUGCCAGUGGGACAGGCACCCUUCAGAUGUAUCUGCUGGACAUUAAUGACAAUGCACCUCACGUGUUCCCCCCUGAGGUAGAAAUGUGUGAGAAGCCAGAUCCCAAUGCCGUUAACAUCACAGCCAGUGACCCUGACCUGACCCCUAACGCUGGACCCUUUGCCUUUGAGCUGGCCAAUCGUCCAUCAGAUGUACGCCGCAACUGGACACUCAGUCGUGUCAAUGGUGAGUAUGCUCAGCUUCGACUGCAGAUCAGCUCCUUGGCCAGCGGGAUCUAUGAGGUUCCGAUCAUGAUCACAGACUCUGGCAACCUCCCGAUGUCCAACACAUCCUACCUGAAGGUAAAGGUCUGUCAGUGUGAUCACCAUGGGAACUGUGUGGACAUGGAGCGAAUCAUUGCCGCAGGACUGGGCACUGGAGCCAUCAUUGCCAUCCUCAUCUGUAUCAUCAUACUGCUAG